Triticum dicoccoides is the source of this 1983-nucleotide messenger RNA. RefSeq names its product AP2-like ethylene-responsive transcription factor BBM1. Gene Ontology annotation, biological process: regulation of DNA-templated transcription. Gene Ontology annotation, molecular function: DNA binding; DNA-binding transcription factor activity. The transcript has 9 exons. The record is from RefSeq and is a predicted model, not a curated record. Bases 522 to 1649 code for a protein of 375 amino acids. NCBI's taxonomy places the organism in Eukaryota, Viridiplantae, Streptophyta, Magnoliopsida, Poales, Poaceae.
UGCUGCCAGUAACCGCUGCGGGUGGUAAUAGUAGUAGUAAAAGAUCCAGCAAAUAUCCAUCCGAUGGUUUCAGAGCGCCAGUGCGGCGGCGCCCUGUCAAGCGCGAGAUAAAAUCCGCCCCCCGCGACCGCGAUUUCCCCCACUUCGCGUUUCCUCUCUCGAUUUGUCCAAAUCUUUUGUUCCUCCUCCUCCACCAGCGAUUAGUUUGUUGUUUCCGGCAUCACUCCGCACUAGGCCGCCCGCGCUGGCCUCGUCGUAUCCUUCCCCUAUUCCGCCGCCCCUCCGCGCCCGAUAUUUAUUUCCUGCCUCAGCAUCCAUUUCCGUUGAUAGAUUUUUCCAGCUUUUGCUGCCUCGCCGUCGCUGCUAAUAUCCGCGCUGGGAUAUUUCUUCUUUUGCUCCGGAGGCCUCCGGAUCUUUCGAUCGCGGCGAGCGGUCGGCUCAAGGUAGUUCGUGAAUAGGAAGGCUGAUAGGUAGGUUAUUAGGGUUUUGGGAGUUGUUUUUGUCUCUGCUCCAAUACAUAGAUGAUGAAAUCCGGGGAGGAAGUUAGUCAGGGUCAGCAAAUGAACGAUUUUUCGGAGGAGAAAGCUGCUGGGGAAUCGGGGGAUGGUCGGAAGAUCGAGAGGAGCCCUUCUAUCAAUCUGAAUUCCUUGCCUGCAAUAGCCCCUGCCACUACGGAGAUUGGUGUCUUGCACGGCGCAGUGGAGUCAGAGGCCAACGAUGCAAGCACUCACAAGGGAGACGAGUCCAGUGGCACUGAUCAGAAGAAGGUUCUGAAGAAUGAAGAAGUUGAUGAAGCUGAAGUUCAGGCCUGUGCAGAUGUGAAGAGCGACUCGGUUGACCCUUUGAACAGCGAGAACCAUGCCGGGGAGAAGGAUGCUUUGGUAACUGUGGCAGAAAAUGAGGGGUGUGCGGAUGGUGGCGAUAAUUAUAAGGGAGUUCAAGUUCUCAGCAUUGUCAAAAAGGAUGAGUCUGAGGAAAUUGUUGAUUCUAUUAAUCCUGUGACGGUUGCGGGGUAUAGAGAGGAGAAGGGCGCCUCUGGUUCUACUUCUGCAGUUACUGCGGUGCGAGCACCUGGCUCCCGCUCAUCUUGUUUCCAUGGUGUGACCAGGCAUAGGUGGAGUGGGAAAUAUGAAGCUCAUUUGUGGGACAGUACUUGCAGAGUAGAAGGACGGAGAAGGAAAGGGAAGCAAGUUUAUUUAGGAAGUUAUGAUACUGAGCAAAAAGCUGCCAGGGCAUAUGAUGUUGCAGCUCUUAAAUUCUUUGGACUAAAUACAAAGCUGAACUUUUCGAUUUCGGAAUAUGAGAAGGAACUGGCGGACAUACAAGACAUGUCUCCAGAGGAAUGUGUGACAUACUUGAGAAGGAGGAGUAGCUGCUUCUCAAGAGGGGCGUCUAUUUACAGAGGAGUUACAAGGAGGCAGAAAGAUGGUCGAUGGCAGGCACGCAUAGGACUGAUUGCUGGAACUAGAGACAUUUACCUUGGAACUUUCAAAACUGAGGAAGAAGCCGCAGAAGCUUAUGAUAUUGCUGCCAUCGAGAUACGCGGCAAAAACGCGGUGACCAACUUUGACAGAAGCAACUACAUGGACAGGGGCAUGCAUUGUAUAGAAGGCGCAGGGUUGAAGCUGCUUGCAACCAAGCCAGAAUAGUACCUGAUUUGGUAUCGUAUAUUGAACAGAUUUGGUUGGCCGUAUUUUGGAGCCUAGUGGUACAUACAGAUAGAAGAACUGGUUGCAGCCUGUCAUUAUCUGCUGCUGUAUGAUUCGUCAGAUUAUAUAUAGUUCUUUCAGAGAGAAUUUCAGUAAUUUAGCAUGCUUUGUGUCCAGAACAAGAUUUUGACCAUGCAUUACUGUUAUAGUGUUUGUAGGCUAGAGUUGCAGUGGAAGAUGUUGCUUCAUUUCACAUGUCUAAAACGGAGAAUACAUUUUACUUCUAAGUUUUGAUGCUUGGUUUAAUGAAAUAUUCAAGUGUAUAUUCCCAUGA